This is a messenger RNA of Catharus ustulatus (Swainson's thrush), 2592 nucleotides long. It is a transcript of the gene UBE2F, whose product is annotated as ubiquitin conjugating enzyme E2 F (putative). Gene Ontology annotation, cellular component: nucleus. The record is from RefSeq and is a predicted model, not a curated record. The transcript is spliced from 10 exons. The coding region runs from base 124 to 681 and encodes 185 amino acids. Gene Ontology annotation, biological process: protein neddylation. Gene Ontology annotation, molecular function: NEDD8 transferase activity. NCBI's taxonomy places the organism in Eukaryota, Metazoa, Chordata, Aves, Passeriformes, Turdidae.
AGGAAGAGGAGGAAGGAGAAGGAAGGAGGAGCCGCCACCGCCGCUCCCCCGGGCUGGCGCCGGGGAUGGUGUUGGCCGCGGCAGCCGGGCCCUGACGCCGCGCUCAGGUGGGAAGCAGCAGUAAUGCUAACGCUGGCAAGCAAGCUGAAGCGGGAUGAUGGUGUCAGAGGCCCCCGUGCGUCCAACCCAGCGUCCGACUCCACUCGCAGGGUGUCUGUCCGGGACAAGUUACUCGUUAAAGAGGUUGCAGACCUUGAAGCUAAUUUACCUUGUACAUGUAAAGUGAAUUUUCCUGACCCAAACAAGCUCCAUUACUUUCAGCUAACUGUAACCCCAGAUGAGGGCUAUUACCAAGGAGGAAAGUUUCAGUUUGAAACUGAAGUUCCUGAUGCCUACAAUAUGGUGCCUCCAAAGGUAAAAUGUUUGACAAGAAUCUGGCACCCAAACAUUACAGAGACAGGAGAAAUCUGCCUAAGUUUAUUGAGAGAACACUCAAUUGAUGGCACUGGCUGGGCCCCAACCAGAACCUUAAAGGAUAUUGUCUGGGGGUUAAACUCUUUAUUUACUGAUCUUUUGAAUUUUGACGAUCCUUUGAAUAUUGAGGCUGCAGAGCAUCAUUUGCGUGACAAGGAGGAUUUCCGCAGUAAAGUUGAAGAUUACAUUAAGCGCUACGCGAGAUGAUGAAGGGGGACGGAUGGCAGGACCACGGCGCAGCUCCACCCCUGUCCUGAACUUCACAGCAGCCAAACAGCCCGGAUUGUACCAGCCCUGUGUCCAUGUUGUACUGAAGAAGAAAACUAACUUCAUAACCUGUUCAUAUUCAAAGGAGAGUUCAGCAUAAAUACGGCAAGAAAUUGUGUCUGUUGGUUGAAAAAGUUGUCUGCUUCCUUUUACCAAUGUUUACUCUUCUGAACUGUACUGUAUAUCCUGUUGAUGAGAUAUGCUUGAGAAGUUAAAAGAAAUCACUAUUGGAAUUGUAAUUACACUUUUUUUUUAAACUCUUGCCUAAUCUGGAGGGGGGAAGGAAAGAAAAAACCAAACCCAAACAACCCAAGCAGAAAAGGUGGCGUGUUUUUGGAACACUUUGAGUUGGCAAUAAAUGGUCUCCUGUGAACCAAAUCACAAAACUGUUGCUUUUGAUGAGCAGAAACAAUAUGAGCUUUUUGUAAGUCACUCAGCUGAGGCUUAGAGCUUGCCAGGGUAGAAGUGCAGAAUGAGAUUCUACUUCUGGUGUUGAAAUUCUCAAUGCUAUUUAAUGUAAGUAUGUUUUUGUCACAGUUUGGAUUUUUUACAUUGUUCAUUUCAGGCCCUGUUUGGGCUACAGUAUUUUUUUCUUUGUUGUUUCUACUCAUUGUGUGAAGUAGUUAAAAGAAAUACAGGCUAAUAUGUAACUUAAGUACAUGUUUAGUAUUAGUAAAAUUAUAUAUAUAUAUUAUAUAUAUUAUAUAUUUCUGUCAAAAAAUUAAUGAAAGGGAGAUUUUUUUUAAAGAAAUCUGCCUUUGGCUUUCCAAUCUGGGUGUGGUGAGAGAGCAUCAGAUGCUGUUUGAUCUGAUGAAAGUAAAUUUAGGCACCUGAUUGUGUUCUCCAGAUUCCUGCACUGAAGGGGAAUGAAGCAGCUGGAACCACAACUCAUUUCCCCCACUUGUGCACACUUGGCUUUGUUGAUUUGGAAGGGUGUGAUGCUGCAAUUGCCUUUUCUGUAAGGAGCAGGAUGGCUCUGAGAGCCUGCAGGGGAGAGCAGCUUCAGUCCAUGUGCCAGAGCUCCCAGGGCACCCUCCAGCAUUGGGAACACACAGGGGAGCUGAUGGAGCCCAGGCAGGCUUUUAUAAACCAGAGAAAUAAAUGUUUGUGUGGUUUCAUGCAGAGCAAGUGUGUGUGUGACACUUGGGCAUUGACUGUUGGGGUUUUACCCGCUCUUCAUUCUUUCCUGCUGGAGGAAAUGCAAACAAUUCCAUCAUGAGCACAGCAGAGCUGGCGUGCAAACUGCAAGCAUGAAACUUGUGUGUUGAGUUUUCCCUGUGCCUCUUCCUUUACAGCCUCACAAGCUCCUGCAGCUGGUGCUGGAGGCUUGGGAAAGCAGGGAGGUGAAAUGCAGGGAUUGGCAUGCAGCAGGAGAGAAUACUCACAAGGAAACACAUCAGCUCAGUAUUUUAAGCAGGCAACUGCAGUGAUAGAUCUUUGCUGCCCCAACAGAUAUGUCAGCAAAGGUAAGGAGUAAAACACAGAAAUGGCAAGGUUGGGAAAUACAUCCAGAUUUUGCUUAUGACAUUAGAAGGAUUCUCACCAGGUUGCUGUAACAAAGUAGUUCUUGCUCUAGGGGCACCCUGGUACUGUUAGCAGGUUCCAUCCUUCAGGAGGAGAGGUCCCAGUCCCCAUUCCUUGGACUGUCACCAUGGCUGGCUCCCCACUCAUGCCAGGAAGCUGCUGCUGUGCCCAGGGCAGAGCAAAGCCAGGGAAAGCUGUGUUUGGGUACCAGCAGCCAUCAAAGCCAUCCCUGCCUCCCUGAACAAUCCUGUCCAACCCCUUCCCUGUAUUGUUGCUUGCCUGGAGGAGAUGAGCAGAAUAAUAAAGUUUGGAUACUGUUAAAUACUG